Messenger RNA from Exophiala bonariae, 1803 nucleotides. It is a transcript of the gene NDH2, whose product is annotated as External alternative NADH-ubiquinone oxidoreductase mitochondrial. Lineage: Eukaryota; Fungi; Ascomycota; Eurotiomycetes; Chaetothyriales; Herpotrichiellaceae. Gene Ontology annotation, molecular function: NADH dehydrogenase activity. The coding region runs from base 1 to 1803 and encodes 600 amino acids. The record is from RefSeq and is a predicted model, not a curated record. The transcript is spliced from 3 exons.
AUGACGGGCAAGCUCCCCCUGCGCUUGACCAACAUUGCGUCACGCAGUACGGGCAGAUCGUUAUCAUGCCUGGCUCUGGCAGCUACUGCUACGGGCACUGGCACACGCUCCAUCGCCACCACAGCAUCCUCCAUGAGACUUCGACCUUCAACUCUCAUCUCCAAACAAUCCGCCCUUCUUCCUCGACCGACUCUUCUCCAACAUUCUUUCCGCCGCAGCUUCGCCGACCAAGCUCCAAAGGUCGAGCUCUCCCCAACUCCCAAACCAAAGAAGCGCUUCAGAUUCUUUCGUCUAAUAUGGCGCAUCACAUAUCUCUCUUCCGCCGCCUUUGUCGGAUGGAUCGGUUGGAGUAUUUGGCAGCUGCGUAACCCGGCUGAACAGUUUGAGCCCGAUCCAAACAAGAAAACCCUCGUCGUCCUUGGUACGGGCUGGGGUUCCGUCUCUCUGUUGAAGAACCUCGACACCGAAAACUACAAUGUCAUCGUCGUCUCCCCCAGAAACUUCUUCCUCUUCACCCCGCUGCUCCCUUCCUGCACAACCGGUACUAUCGAACAUCGAUCCAUCAUGGAACCCAUUCGAAACAUCCUGCGCCACAAGAAAGCCACCGUCAAAUUCUAUGAAGCUGCUUGCACCAAAAUUGAUUACGAGAAAAAGGUCAUUUAUGCUCAAGAUGAUUCCGAUGUCAAGGGCGAUUCCAUGGAGACUGAAAUCCCAUUCGAUAUGCUUGUUGUCGGUGUCGGUGCUGAGAACGCCACUUUUGGUAUCCCCGGUGUCCGCGAGCAUGCUUGCUUCCUGAAGGAAGUGGGUGAUGCGCAAAGAAUCCGCAAGCAAAUCAUGGAUUGUGUCGAGACCGCAACAUUCAAAGAUCAAUCCCCCGAAGAGAUCAAACGACUUCUUCAUAUGGUCGUUGUUGGUGGUGGACCAACAGGGGUGGAAUUUGCUGGCGAACUCCAAGAUUUCUUCCAAGAGGAUUUGCUCAAAUGGGUUCCCCAGAUCAAAGAUGAUUUCCACGUCACCCUGGUCGAAGCCCUACCCAAUGUUCUCCCCAUGUUCAGCAAACAAUUGAUCGAGUACACCGAGUCCAGCUUCAAGGAAGAACACAUUGAGAUCCGCACCAAAACCAUGGUCAAGAACGUCACCGAUAAAUAUAUUGAAGCUGAGGUCAACAAUCCCGACGGUACAAAGACCGUCGAGAAGAUCCCGUACGGUCUCCUCGUCUGGGCUACCGGCAACGCUCUCCGCCCCGUCGUCAAGGAUCUGAUGUCCCAAAUCCCCGCACAGGCCAAAGCCCGCCGUGGUCUCGAAGUCAACGAAUACUUGGUUGUCAAUGGUGCACAGGAUAUCUGGGCCGUCGGCGAUUGCGCAGUGGCCAACUAUGCACCCACGGCCCAGGUGGCCGCCCAGGAAGGCGCAUUCCUCGCCCGCCUGUUCAACACCAUGGCCAAGACUGACGCCUACGAGACCGAGCUUAAAGAGCUCAGCGCGAAGCAAUCUACCGCCAACCCAGACGACCGCAAAGUCAUUCUCGCCGAAAUCACCGAGCGCCAGAAACAGCUCCGGCGCGUCAAGCAGAUCGGUCCUUUCCAAUACUCUCACCAGGGAUCGCUCGCGUACAUUGGUGCUGAAAAGGCUGUUGCCGAUGUCAGUUGGUUCUCCGGCAAUAUCGCCUCGGGUGGCACCAUGACCUAUCUCUUCUGGAAAAGCGCUUAUUUGAGCAUGUGCUUUAGCACUCGGAAUCGCGUCCUUGUCAUGUUUGACUGGGUCAAGGCCAAAUUCUUCGGCCGCGACGUCUCACGGGAGUAA